GGGGGGGGGGGGGUAGUGGUAUAUAGUGACAUGACAUUUUCGCUAACUUCUGUUUAGCCGUAUUUUUUAAACAUGCUAUUGAAAUUAGCAGUUUUUGUGAUUGUUCUGGAGACGGGAUCGGUCCAGGCUUUGAAUCAGGCCGUUUGGCUUGAGGAUAUCACCCAGAAUGCCAAGACUCGCAAUCUGGACCUUGGGUUGCCGGAAACUCUUCAGUUCAAGCUGAAGCGCAGCGGGCAACAGGAUCUGACCUUGAAUCUCGUGGAGAACACGCGACUGAACCAGAACGCUCCGGUUUACGAGGUCCACACAGAGAAUGAUCAAAAUAAACUGGUCAAAAAAGAAACAGCGCCCAUUACUGAUGUGAAGUUCUACCACGACAAGGAGAAUGGUGGUUCGUUCAUGGUUGAAUGCUCCAAGAGAUCAAAGGGCGCGUGCCGACGAACACUGACUGGUAGCUUGGAGAUUGACAAUUACGCCUUUGAAAUCAACCCGACGCAGGAAAUGUUUGUGUCAAGGUCACUGGCCGGCAACAAGCUUAAUCCGCAUAUGCUUUCCAGGGUGGUAAAUCGCACAGGAAAGCGUAUUCUGAGCGUUAUUGCUAGACGUGGUCACAUUAGCGAAGACACCCCAGUACUUCCUAGCUACAUAGACGCUCCACUACCGCCUAGCAACCCGGCUGAUACGACCAAUCAGAACUUUGGUGACGAUAUGCGCCCUUACCCUACCAAGCCCGAACCUGGUCGUGAUAACUCUGGGGUCAUUAGUAAACUUGUUGAAAAAGAGCUUGCCAACGAAUUACGACAACUUCUGAUGAAGAGCGAGUUGGAUGCCUUUACAGAGAAACUUCAUCUUCAUCGUCAGAAGAGACAAUCAACCAACACGUACGCCCUGGAAAUACUUGUCGGAGUCGACCCUUCCGUCUGGAAAAAGUACUACGCAAAAGCUGUUGACACAGCAACAGUGACUAAGGAGCAGGCAACUGAGUUGUUCAUCCGGAAGCGUUUCUCUCACAUCAUUAACGGGAUGAGUCUUCGCUAUGAAAGCAUCGAAGAUCCUGAGUUGAAUAUUUACGUGUCUAUGACUGGAAUCAUCUUUUACAAGACGAUUGCUGCCAACAAUCCGUUACCGAAUGCUCAAACGGUGGAGACGGUUGAGGGGAGGGAGGUUGCAGAUGGUUACUUCUACCUCAAACAACUGGCCGGUUGGCUUGCUGGUCUCUCUGGCACACCCGAUAAUGAUCACGCUAUGGUGUUUACCGAAUACGACAUAUACUCGACUGACGAAGAUUGGGGAGAGAGAUCGUACGGCGUGAUAGGGAUGGCCUGGAUGAACGGCGUAUGUAACAGAAAUCGUGUGUCCAUCCAAGAGGACGACGACUACUUCACAACGACCAGUGUCGCUGCGCACGAAUUAGGACAUAACCUCGGUUCCUAUCAUGACGGCGAAAGAAGUGUUGACGUCGCCUCGGCUUGUUCCGCAAACUCAAAGUUCAUCAUGGCCCCGAUUGUGUCCUCAUUCAGUAGCAGCGAUGCGUACACGGUGAACCCCUGGCGCUUCUCGACAUGCUCCGUAAAGCAGUUUAAAAAUUACAUCAAGUCUCUGGGUACUAACAACUGCCUGCUGGACUCCGUAGACGCCACGGACGAGUACAAAAUCCACUCGACCAAGCAACCCGGUGAGCUUUACUCGCCAACAGAACAAUGUCAGCUCGAAUAUGGAAUACAUUCGAGAUUGGGAUGCGGUCAGUCGGCCACAAACCCGCGGAUAUGCCUGCACAUGUCAUGUUUUCAUGAUGGUUUUUGUUAUGAUAUUGCUGCCGCCCGAGGCACACCGUGCGACGAUCCUUCUCUGAACAAGUGGUGCAAAGAGGGAAAAUGUGUCUCUAAAGAAACGUCAGAAAACAGCACCACUACGAUUAAACCGACCACGACGUCAAGAGCGCCCACCAUAACAACCACUAUGUCGACCACGACGAGAACCACGCCGUCAACGACCAUUAGACCGACUACGACACUGAGCGGCAUUCCGGAAGGCUGCACCAAUACAGGCUUGUACGACUGGUCGUGUGAAGAAAUAAGCGCCUUCUUCAAAAAUGAGUACGACUUAGAUCCUGAGGACUGGUGUUACGAUCCCUCGUGGCAGGACAGAUGCUGCGUCAUGUGUUAUGAAAACAGCACCACGACGACUAGGCCGACUACGACACUGAGCGGCAUUCCGGAAGGCUGCACCAAUACAGGCUUGUACGACUGGUCGUGUGAAGAAAUAAGCGCCUUCUUCAAAAAUGAGUACGACUACGAUCCUGAGGACUGGUGUUACGAUCCCUCGUGGCAGGACAGAUGCUGCGUCAUGUGCUAUGAAAACAGCACCACUACGAUUAAACCGACCACGACGUCAAGAGCGCCCACCAUAACAACCACUAUGUCGACCACGACGAGAACCACGCCGUCAACGACGACUAAGCCGACAACUACGAUAACUACGCGUCCCACGACGACUAGGCCGACCACGACGAGAACUACGCCGACCACGACGACUAGACCGACUACGACACUGAGCGGCAUUCCGGAAGGCUGCACCAAUACAGGCUUGUACGGCUGGUCGUGUGAAGAAAUAAGCGCCUUCUUCAAAAAUGAGUACGACUACGAUCCUGAGGACUGGUGUUACGAUCCCUCGUGGCAGGACAGAUGCUGCGUCAUGUGCUAUGAAAACAGCACCACGACGACUAGGCCGACUACGACACUGAGCGGCAUUCCGGAAGGCUGCACCAAUACAGGCUUGUACGACUGGUCGUGUGAAGAAAUAAGCGCCUUCUUCAAAAAUGAGUACGACUUAGAUCCUGAGGACUGGUGUUACGAUCCCUCGUGGCAGGACAGAUGCUGCGUCAUGUGUUAUGAAAACAGCACCACGACGACUAGGCCGACUACGACACUGAGCGGCAUUCCGGAAGGCUGCACCAAUACAGGCUUGUACGACUGGUCGUGUGAAGAAAUAAGCGCCUUCUUCAAAAAUGAGUACGACUUAGAUCCUGAGGACUGGUGUUACGAUCCCUCGUGGCAGGACAGAUGCUGCGUCAUGUGUUAUGAAAACAGCACCACGACGACUAGGCCGACUACGACACUGAGCGGCAUUCCGGAAGGCUGCACCAAUACAGGCUUGUACGACUGGUCGUGUGAAGAAUUUAGCGCCUUCCUCAAAAAUGAGUACGACUACGAUCCUGAGGACUGGUGUUACGAUCCCUCGUGGCAGGACGGAUGCUGCGUCAUGUGCUAUGUAAACGGCAUUUACUACAAGAAAUAAUUGCGAAAUCCGGCGUUAUGACCACGGACACAACAUAUUUCUUUUUCUUUUUAUAUUCUGUCUUUGUGACAUAAAUUUAUACUUAUAUAUUUUCUUCCUAAUAAACAACGCAUCUUCGAA
Molecule: messenger RNA, 3417 nt
Organism: Dreissena polymorpha
Lineage: Eukaryota; Metazoa; Mollusca; Bivalvia; Myida; Dreissenidae
Product: A disintegrin and metalloproteinase with thrombospondin motifs 19-like
Exons: 22
Coding region: 73-3297 (1074 amino acids)
Biological process (GO): proteolysis
Molecular function (GO): metalloendopeptidase activity
Source: RefSeq, a predicted model, not a curated record